This is a messenger RNA of Linum tenue, 525 nucleotides long. The record is from the annotation of a GenBank genome assembly. Lineage: Eukaryota; Viridiplantae; Streptophyta; Magnoliopsida; Malpighiales; Linaceae.
UCAUCGCCAUCGCUAAUCGUCGUCGCUUGCUCCAUAUCUCAAUACACGUCGACAUCGUCAAACGACCGAUGCAUCUCCCAGUCGCCCCCCAUCCCCCACUCUCUUCGUGUUCGUCGCAUUGCGCAACGCCCUCUCUUCUCCGGUCGUAGAUCUGCCAUUUCAAUUCUCGGCAGUUUUGAAGCUUUGCAAGAUAUAAUGAUGUGAAAUUAGAUGGGAAACCAUGAAGAUCGAGAUCGUUGCCAAGAAUAUUCCUCUUGCUGCUCAUUCACCUGCAGAAGGCUUCAACCGGCAUCGAACUGGUGGUGGCAGAAGGAGUGGAGAUUUCGGACCUGUGUAUUUGGGAGGAUUUCCACUACUGCUACCUCCACUCAUGUUGUUCUUCGGAUCGCUCCUGCUGUCGUUGCUCAGUUCAUCGGACACGCCGCUCCGGCUGAUUUCCUCUCUCUGGUUACCUUUCCCCGGGUUGCCCUGCACUUUGGGUUCAGAUCAUCAUGGAAGGGUUUAGCGGUCGGAUGCUAUGAGCCA